Messenger RNA from Pipistrellus nathusii (Nathusius's pipistrelle), 543 nucleotides. The record is from the annotation of a GenBank genome assembly. NCBI's taxonomy places the organism in Eukaryota, Metazoa, Chordata, Mammalia, Chiroptera, Vespertilionidae.
AUGGAGUCGAUAUAUCUUCAAAAGCAUCUUGGGAAAUGUCUAACUCAAGGUCUUGCAGAAGUGGCAAAACAUCGCCCAGUGGAUCCGAUAGAAUAUCUAGCAUUGUGGAUUUACAAGUAUAAGGAAAAUGUGACCAUGGAGGAACUGAGACAAAAGGAAUUAGCCGACCUGAAGCAUGAAAGAGAACUAGCCCGGCUGGAGCAGGAGCGGCAGGAGAGGCUCAGAGCGGAGGAACUCCUGUUUCAGCAGCAACAGCUGGCCAUACAGAUGGAGUUAGAAAUGCAAGAGAAAGAGAAGCAGAGAAUAGAACAACUGAGAAUUCAAGAACAAUUAGAGAAGAUGAGAAUGAAUCUGGAAAAUAUAGCUAAGGGUGAAGGUGGUAUACUUUCAGAGGAGGCAGCAGCAACAGCAGCCGCUGAAGCAGCAGCCAAGACGCUGGCGGAGAUCAGUGACCGCUAUGGGGCGCCUAACCUGAGCCGGGUGGAAGAGCUCGAUGAGCCGGUCCUGUCGGAUGUUGCAUUAAACAUCGAUCAAGAUUUGUAG